This is a messenger RNA of Brassica oleracea var. oleracea, 1041 nucleotides long. Its product is annotated as E3 ubiquitin ligase BIG BROTHER-related-like. The record is from RefSeq and is a predicted model, not a curated record. Lineage: Eukaryota; Viridiplantae; Streptophyta; Magnoliopsida; Brassicales; Brassicaceae. Bases 75 to 1010 code for a protein of 311 amino acids. Gene Ontology annotation, molecular function: ubiquitin conjugating enzyme binding; ubiquitin-protein transferase activity. Gene Ontology annotation, biological process: protein ubiquitination; negative regulation of organ growth. The transcript has 9 exons.
GACUGAGAGAAGUUAUAGAUCUCAUUCAUUGUCAAAAGCACCAUUGUUCUCUUUGAAAACUCGACAAAUUAACUAUGCCUCGACUUGUAAACCAGUCAUCUGUCGAUGAGAAUAUUGCAAUGUUCUUACAAUUUGGGUUAUCAGAAGAUUCAGACCUGACGGUUAAUGAUGAUGUUAUUGCUCGAGAAAUUCAACAACAAUAUCAAAAUAACUCGACAUUUGAAGAUGCUGCUAUUGCUUAUGAGAUUCAGCACCAAGAAGAUUCAGACCUGACGGUUAAUGAUGAUGUUAUUGCUCGGGAAAUUCAACAACAAUAUCCAAAUAAUUCUGACCUGACGGCUAAUGAUGAUGUGAUUGCUCGGGAAAUUCAACAACAGUAUCAAAAUAAUUGGACAUAUGACGAUACUGCUAUUGCUUUGGAGAUUCAGAAACAAGAAGGUAAUCUACCUACUUCUCUAAGCGAUGAUGAAAAACUUGCUAGAUAUUUGCAGCAACAAGACGAAUCGGCAAAUAGCACGGAUGAAGAUAUACAAGGGAACAAUUCAUACAUACCUGAACGUGAUGCUCCCUCGACUAGUAGAACAAUUAUUCAACAUGAUGAUGAUGAUCACUUCUCGGGUCAUCAUACACAUACUAGCACCCGGUCAAAUAGCUCAUCAAUUAGCUCCCUUGAUCUUUCUACUAAUGAGAACACUGAUCCCGCAAAUAUGACGUAUGAGGAAUUGAAUGAGUUAGAAGACUCCAUGGGAAAUGUUGAUAGAGGUUUAUCGCAAAGAAGGAUUUCAAAAUUACCGACAUAUAAAUAUGGUGCGGAAACCAAAACUUGCUGCUGGCAAAUCAAGAAAAAGAAGUUCAUCGCAACUGAUACUCAGUGUUCGAUAUGUCUAGUUGACUAUGUGAUGGGGGAUAAAAUAACAACAUUGCCAUGUAAACAUAUCUACCACAAGGAUUGCAUUUCACAAUGGUUGAAACAAAGCAAGGUAUGUUGCGUUUGCAAAGCCGAGGUCUAAUCCCUAAUGUUGGUUUCAGUAAAAAUUUAAU